Molecule: messenger RNA, 1888 nt
Organism: Oenanthe melanoleuca
Lineage: Eukaryota; Metazoa; Chordata; Aves; Passeriformes; Muscicapidae
Product: interleukin-18-like
Exons: 5
Coding region: 715-1299 (194 amino acids)
Source: RefSeq, a predicted model, not a curated record
AAGGCCACCGAGAGCCAGCAAGGCCACCGAGAGCCGCCUCUGCUCCUGCCCCGCAUCCUGCACUUUCUCAGGGGUGAAGAUGAGUGCUGAAGAGAUUCUGGUGCUUGCAGUAGAACUUGGAAAAAAUUUCUGCCUCUAUUUUCAUGGUAAUUAGAACACUUAAUAACCUCCUCUGUUUGAGUACUGAUUUAACACAAUUCCUUUGUCAGUCUGAUUUCACCUUAUUUUCCCGUAAACUUCAGUUUUAAGUGGUGUUAGCCAAGUUUCUGAGUCAGGGGAGUAUUUGCUGCUUAUAUAAAAAAUUCUGGGAAAGGGCACUCAGAAGUGUUGGAAUUCUGGGGGGUGGACUUCAAGUGAAUGAGUAAAUUCUGAUCUUAUGGAAAAAUGUCAGUUAGAAAAGAGUUUCUUCUUUAAAAGCAAUUUGUAAAGAGUUCUUAUUGUCCUUUUGCUCACUUAAACCAGAAAAUUUGCAUGAAGUCAUUCCUCAGUUUUAGGCUUAGAGUGAUGCUCUCACCCUUUUAAAUAACCCUGAACAAGCCUUUUGCAUGCCUCUGGUGUGGUGGUGACUCCAGUUCUCAAGUGACUGGGUUUUGUUUUGCUCCAGAUGAAGCCUGCCUGCAGUGCCAGCAGCUCAGCCUCGGUGGCACUGGGCUGUGGGAACUCGUGGGUGGCUGCCUGGGCACUGAGGGACUCCUUUUGUGGGGGCAGAGCUUAAUGUUGUUUUUCUUUCCUUUUUUUUCACUGCUCCCUUGGAACCAAGACGACGAUGAGCUGGAGUGUGAUGCCCUGUGCAAGGAGAAGAUUCUGCACCGAGUGCUGAGGAAUGUCCACAGCCAGCUGCUCGUGGUGCGCCCCGACCUGAGCGUGGCAGCCUUUGAGGAUGUCACAGACCAGGAGAUGCAAUCUGGCAAAGGGAUGCACUUCAGCAUCCACUGCUACAAAACCACCACACCCUUAGCAGGGAUGCCCGUGGCCUUCAGUGUCCAAGUGGAAAACAAAAGUUAUUACAUGUGCUGUGAGAGGGAAGGUGGAGAAAUGAUUGUUAGAUUCAAGGAAGGAGAAGUUCCCAAAGAAAUUCCUGGUGAAAGCAACAUCAUCUUUUUCAAAAAGACAUUUACAUCUUGCUCCUCCAGGGCAUUUAAGUUUGAAUACUCACUGGAACGAGGGAUGUUCUUGGCCUUUGAGGAAGAAGGCUGCUUGAGAAAAUUAAUCCUAAAGAAAGUGUCACAAGAUGAAGUGGAUGAAACCAUGAAGAUGAGUUUAUCUACAUUCAGUCAGAAUGAAAAUCACAACCUAUGAUGGAACACUUCAACAGUUCUAAAAUACACUUUGGUUUUUUAUAUAUAAAAGAAACUUUAAUCUUUAUUCAAAACAAGUCAGUUUUAACUACUGUCAGUACUUAUAAAAAAAAAAUGCAAGUUCUUGGCAAAAAAGCCAAGAAUGUUUUAUAGUCAGAUAGAAGAGAAUUACACACUGAAGAAACAGGAAUGUGCAAGUCUCUAUAGUCCUGUGGAAUUUGAUCCCUGAAAUCUUUAAUACCUGUUGACCAAACAGCUUUUGAAUUAGGCCUGGACUUUUACAUUCCCAAAAGAUAAUAUAUUUCUCACCCUAGUAGCUUAAACAGCACAUCCAGCUGCAUGCUGUGUGAGGAAACCUCAGACACUUUCCAUCAGAGACCCUCAGCUUGCCCAGAGGGACUUACCCAUGACUCACCACUGCACCUCCCCCUCCCUGGGAAAAAACAACAAAUGUUGGUUUUAAAACCCAACCAGAAAAACACAGCUCUGUUCUGACCACAACACUAACAAAAAAUUGGCCUGCUACCUGCUUUUGCUAAUAAAUAAAAUUUCCAAUCCAUACUGAAUAAAAAUCAGAAAGUCUUGCAGAA